Molecule: messenger RNA, 99 nt
Organism: Penicillium digitatum Pd1
Lineage: Eukaryota; Fungi; Ascomycota; Eurotiomycetes; Eurotiales; Aspergillaceae
Source: RefSeq, a predicted model, not a curated record
AUGUCAAUAUGCAAAAUACACCGACGAGCCAGAAUCUUCCCCAAAGCCAAAGAAGCGUUGAAAGAUCUCUUCCGGUGCCAGAUCACUCAAUUCCCUUAG